AGACCAUAGUGCUCCUCCUCCAACCAUACACACACAUACACACACACACACUCUCAGGGUGCCCCAUCCCUCCUAUAUUUUCCCUAACUGCCUUGAGAUUUUAAAGCACGAGACAAAGAAACCCAGUAUCAUUUACAGAAGAAGAACAGAGCAGGACCUGUAUUCGUGAACAUUCCAGAGAUGAAGAGGAACGCAGUGGUGUCAGGUGUAGGACUGCUCCUGCUCUUUAGUCUGAUCGGAGUGGGACACUCGUGUGUGGAUCCUGAAUCAGCCUACAGAUUUACCGGCAUUGUGUGUAGGCUCACAUACCCUGCUGCUGUCGUCUUAAAUGAAAAAACCACAGAAGUAAUCCAGGCUGCAUUCCAGCAUGCCAAAUAUCCCAGUAUUCAGGGGGAGAAGUCAAUGUUAUUCAUGGGCAAACUGAAUUACGGAUUACACAAUCUGGAGAUCCACAAUCUGACAAUUGGGAAUAGUGAAUUUGAGCUGCGGGAGAAUGAAGGCAUUGGCAUCACUAUCUCCAAUGUAUCUGUUGUUUUUAAGGGAACCAUUACAUAUGGAUACGGGAGCACUCUCUUCUCAGUAGGCCAGUCACUUGAUUUUGAAGUUGAGUCCCAAAUUGAUUUAGUCAUCAAUUCUAAGCUAUAUUGUGGGAAAGGCAGAGUAGCUGCAGACACUUCUGACUGCUACCUCACCUUCCACAAGCUGCAACUCCUACUGCAAGGUGACCGAGAACCUAACUGGCUGAAGAAAGUGUUCACUAAUUUCAUCACUAUCACAGUAAAGCUGGUUGUAAAGGGGCAAAUCUGUAAGGAAAUCAACAAGGUGGCAAAUAUCCUGGCAGAUUUUAUUCAGGAUACAGCAGAGCAGUUUUUGAGUGAUGGAAGCAUCUCUGUGGAUGUCGGAAUAACCUCUUCCCCUGUUAUCACUUCUAAUUUCAUAGAGUCAUACCACAAGGGUCUGGUGACCUAUAAUAGCACCUCAGAGAUCAAAGACUCUGUGUUUAAACCAGAUCAGAUUUCAGAGAACCGCAGCCUGUACUUUUGGCUCUCUGAUGAUACCCUUGACCCUCUAAUGACGGCAGCAUACUACGAUGGACGAUUCUUCAAAAACAUCUCCAGAACAGAGCUCACUGACAUGUUCCAGAUUCAGCUAGCCACAGACAGACCUAAUUUAGUGAACAAGUGGCUAUUCUCCAAGGAACCGUUGUUAAGAGCAUGGAGUGCAUCAGUGCCUCGUUUCUGGACAACGCCGCAAGGCUCAUUUGUCAGAGCGGUGGCUGCAGUGGAGCUCUCUUCUGCAAAGCAGGACAGCCCUGCACUUUACUUUGAGACGGAGGUGGAAGUCUGUGUGAGAGCCUCUUAUGCUGAAAAGAAAGUCAUCCUGAAGGCCACACCAGUGCAUAUAUCUACAUCAAACAUUUCCAGCUCAGAUGUUUCAGAGAUGGAGACGAGAUUAAGUGAUUAUCUUCAGGAGGCUGUUGAGAAGAUUGGGAUCCCCAAAGUCAUAUCCUACCUAGAGGCAGCAAUAACAGCCUUGAUGGACCAGCAGGGGCUCAAUCUGUUUGACAUCAUCAAUCCUGAAGUAAUACCUUAUAAUGUUACUUUAAGGAGAUCAACUCCAUACUAUCUCAUUUUAUCUGGAAUGAUAAAUGCCCCAGAAUCAAACUUACCACAUUACAACAUCCUAUACGCGCAGGAGGACUGGCUGUACCAAAUUUUGAAUUGUAUUACUGGUCAUUUCAACUUAAGGCUCUUCAUAAUAGGGUUGAUCCUCAAUCUAAAGUUUCAUGGAGACUGAUUGAAGCUGACAAGGUUAAACCAAAUAGACUCCAAGAUAUUUUAUUUACUGGCACAGGAAAAAAGGUGAUAAUUAUAAAUUUGGUCCGGUUGUGGAUAAUUCUGUUAAAAUCUGGAAAACGGUUGAACAUCUGAUAGGAGGACCCUUCAAAUUUUGUAACAGUACACCUUUAUGGCACAAUUUUAAUUUUUAUGCAGAAAUCAUCCAUUUGUCCAGCCCUCUUGGUCUUCUUUAGGCAUAAACACGUGCGGUGAUAUAUAUGAUAACCAGGGCCUCUGUUCAUUUCAGACAUUAAGAACUAAGUUUUGUUUACCAGCAUCCGCAUUUUUUGUCUUUUUUUCAAUUAUGUUCUGCUCUCAAAGCGUAUGGAGUUCCUUGGGCAUCUCCCAUUUCCUUUUAUCCUAUGCGGGUUGGAUUGCACCAUCUUCUGGUCGGCCAUCUGUUUCCUUAAUAUAUAAUAUAAUUAUUGAUUGCAUUACAAAACCUCUUCUAUCAAAUCUAUCUGCAGUCGGGAAUUAUCUGACCUUAAUUUAUCUGUUGACUGGGAGAAAGUGUGGUCUAACCUCAGCUUAACUUCUAAUAACUUGGCUCAUCGUCUUAUUCACUUCAAAGUCAUUCAUGGAGCAUACAUAACUCCUUACAAAAGAUUCAAAAUGAAAUUACAACCAAAUUUUAACUGCCAUAUAUGUAAUACUGCAUCAUCAGGUACUUUUCUUCAUAUGUUUUGGGAGUGUCCUAUCGUCAUUAAGCUAUGGACACAUGUAAACCUGGUUUUAUCCUCCUUACUACAAAUUGAUUACUUUGCUAACCCAAGUUUAUGUCUUCUUAAUGAUGAUUCUGGUCUCUGUAUAAGCUUAAUACAAAAGAGAAUAUUGUUUGCUGGUUUUACGGCUGCGAAGAAGACAAUAAUACAGAACUGGUUUACACCGCACAUGUGUGGAAAAACAUAAUGGAUCCAUAGCCUCCUGAAAAUAGUGACUUGUGAAUGUACAACAGCACGAAUUAAUAAGGCCAAACCUAGUACUAUUGAUGCUUGGCAAUGUUUUUCGAUCAAUGAUUUUAUUUUAUUUAUUUUCUUUUUUCCCUCCCUUUCUCUCUCCUUUUUGACUGGACUCUUUAAAUUAUUGAUUAUAUGUCUGUUGUUUUUUUUUGUUUUGUUAUGCUUUGCUUUGAAUGGAUGUCAUGAUGUUAUGUUAUAUGUAAAAGACAAUAAAAAGUUGAUCACAAAAAAAAAAAAAAUUGGGAACCGCAACAAGCACUAAUAGAAGUCCAUUGGGGCAGGAAUCACACUGCCCCAUGCUCAGGGAAGACCUGCGGUCUGAAUAGUUAAAGGGGCUGCCAGAUUGUGCUAGUUUAAAAAUACUCCGUGGCCAACAAGAUCUUGGUUUAUAGCAAACAUUUGGAAAUGAAUCUAAUGAAGACAGUAUAUAUGAUGAACCAAAUAAAUUAGAUAUAUGCAAAAAUUGGGAGAAGGAAACGGGGACUAUGGAGUGGAUUAUGUCUGUACAUUGGAAAUGUGGGUGCACCACAAUCACCUUGUUUCCCAUAUAACGACUGAGUUAUAAGAACCACACCGGCUGUAGUGAAGACAGUUGAACAAAGGUACAUCUAAAACUUCUCGAAACGAGCUGCUAGACUGUAUGUUGUCGAGUCUCAACUGGCUAUUAUGGGGUUACAUUAAAAAUUCACUAGAUAGUAGCCUAUAGCAUAAGCCAAGUGUGAUGUCCUCUCAAUUUAAUUUUGUUUGAGGCUAUGUCAUUGUUAAAGUCAUCCUUCCCCUCCAAAAUCAUCAGGAGCUGCUGGUGCUCACAAUACAUG
Molecule: messenger RNA, 3615 nt
Organism: Pangasianodon hypophthalmus (striped catfish)
Lineage: Eukaryota; Metazoa; Chordata; Actinopteri; Siluriformes; Pangasiidae
Gene: cetp
Product: cholesteryl ester transfer protein, plasma
Exons: 16
Coding region: 181-1797 (538 amino acids)
Biological process (GO): triglyceride transport; cholesterol homeostasis; low-density lipoprotein particle remodeling
Cellular component (GO): high-density lipoprotein particle
Molecular function (GO): cholesterol binding; phosphatidylcholine binding; cholesterol transfer activity
Source: RefSeq, a predicted model, not a curated record